UCCUCAACUCAUCAACUUACUUUCUAGCAUUUCAUAUAAACAUUAAUUGUUCAAAAACUAUAAAUGGAGAACAAAGUUUUCACUGCCUUCUUCUUGUUUCUAGUCCUCUUCUCAUCUCAGGAGGUUAUUGGGAUAGAAGGAAGGAUGUGCCAAUCAAGGAGCCAUCACUUCAGGAGCAUAUGUUUGUCCAGCCACAACUGUGCUAAUAUCUGCCGUGGCGAGGGCUUUUCCGGUGGUCGUUGCCAUGGUCUCCACCGGAAAUGUUACUGUACUCGUCUUUGCUAACUAUUUGUUCUCUUUUCCAUUAAAAAUGUUACUGUUGUUGUUGACAUGUUGUGUUCUUCCUUCCAGUUUCUAAUAAUAAUUAUAAUGUUUCUCAUUUUGUUAUUCAAGAUGAAUCAGACAUAAUGUCAAC
Messenger RNA from Eruca vesicaria subsp. sativa (arugula), 415 nucleotides. The record is from the annotation of a GenBank genome assembly. Lineage: Eukaryota; Viridiplantae; Streptophyta; Magnoliopsida; Brassicales; Brassicaceae.